Geodia barretti is the source of this 363-nucleotide messenger RNA. NCBI's taxonomy places the organism in Eukaryota, Metazoa, Porifera, Demospongiae, Tetractinellida, Geodiidae. The record is from the annotation of a GenBank genome assembly.
AGCUAUUGGUUUGUUGAGCAAGAUUCAAGGGGCGCACCCAAGGCCAAAGCGAAGUUGGAGCCGCUCAGUGAUACUGUUUGCCGGGAUUACGAGCGCAGUCCCUUUCCCCUCCAGCCACUCCUGCAGGAUUCUCCACAUUACAUCAUCAGCCACACCCUGACACUCCUUCUUUAGGGCCAAGACUCUACUCCCAGUCUUAUCGUUGAGGAGGAGGGACUCCGAAUGCGGUGUAGUGUGGCCCAACUUCCUGAGGGACUUUAAGGCGAAUUAGAUGUGGAAGAGUGGGCUGGCUACCGAUAUCAUCCUCAUCAUCAUCUGGGGAGUAUAGAAUUAUACUAACUGCAGCGUACAUCUAUAUACACA